GCUUGAACCCCCAUUUGGGCAAUGUAUGUAUGACGUAUGAGCCGGCAUCUUGCCCCACUUUACGGAUCCGUACCUCCAGCUUGGGGCAUUAGAGGCUUCGCACCCACAGCUCAGCUCAGAAGCCCACUGCAGAGCCCACAAUUACAUCAUUCCUGGCGCUGGGGAAACGGCCUACCACAACAACACCAGGCAGGGCCAUCUCCAUCCUUCUCAUCAGCCUCAUUCGGUGACGCUGUUACCAACCCGCCCCACCGCUGCCGUCGACCGUGGGUCGCUGUUCCCUUCUGUCAAAGAUACAAGCUUCGGGGUACCAACGUUAAGUAACCGAUUGCGAGAGCGCAUCCAUUGCCCGUCCAGUUGGGCCAGCUCCCGUCACCUAGCACAGAACGCGUCCAUCUCUGGGCCAUACGCACACGCCGGCCAGCUCCACUGCAUCAGUAUCUUGCCGCAUGGAGUGCUGCGACAAGGAUACAUGAUGGCAUGAGACGCCAUGCCCAAAAUCAGACAUCACCGUUCCUCGCGACGCGUGCCCCCUCCCCAGGACAGCGACUUCGACCACGAGAUCAGCCUGGUGGACCGCGAUGAGGACCAGGCUUUCCUCGGACCCUCGUCGACCGGCCCGUCUUGCUCCCAGCCCAACAUUCUGUCGCCUAGCGCCACCGAGUCCCAAGCGGCAGAUGAAGAGCAAGGGCCUCGCACACAAGACAGGGCGGAGGAGGAAGCCGGGCAGCCCUCUGUCGUCGUUGAGGAGCCCACACCACGGGUAGAGGCUGGCCCUCCCAAACCCGUGAUGCAGACAAUGCAAGCCAGCAGCAGGCCCAACUCGGCCGCGUCGGCCAUCGACAUUCUAUACGAGAACCAAAGAGGCGGCUUCCUCUGCGGCAUGGCGCUCUUUUCCUCGAAGGCCCUCGGCAACCUCGACCCGCCUGCGUGGACCAACUAUGCGCACAAGCCCAGCCCGACCGACAUCUCAAACGCCCAAGUUCCGGACCCCAGCUGGGAGUGGGCCUGGUCGGAAUGGCGCAUCAACCGUGAUGAGGGCGUGGACGAAGACGGUUGGGAAUACUCCUUUGCCUUCUCCAAAAGGUUCUCAUGGCAUAAGGCGCGGUGGUGGAACUCGUUUGUCCGACGCCGGGCGUGGAUCAGGAAACGCGUCAAGAAGAACCAGGGCUACAUCGGGCAGGACCCGCACAUGCUCAAUCCCGAGUAUUUCACCAUCAGACCGUCUGCUGAGAUAGCUCGGAAUCACAACUCUAGCAGGGCCAGCAGCACCCGGGAUAGCAGACUGAGCAUGAGCACCGUCAACAUGGAUGAGGUGGAGCGGCCAAUCAUCGAGCAUGCCGACGAGCUCUUACGCGUUCUCCGCGUGUCCCGCAUCGACAGGGAGAAGAUUGAAGCUGUUGAGAACUAUCUCGCCAACGCCAAGGAGGACUUUCAUGGUCUGCAAGAGAUCAUGCACGAGAUCAUGUCCCUCUUUGUCUUCCAGGCAUCUCGUCGGGUCCUCUUGAGCAGAUUGACCGAGGUCUACCACAAUGCAUUAGUGCAACAAGAGAAAGAGAAUGAGGCAAACUCAGAGGCGGACCGGCGGGUGAAGAACCUUGAGGAGGCGGUAAAACACGCGGACGAGGAAGUGAGGAGGCUCGAAUACUGGAGCGACGUGAAGGGCAUAGCUAACGAGGGAGACUCGAAGGGGGCGGUGGAUCAGGGGCAAGGUUGGGACGAAACAUGGCGAGGGGUGGACAUGUCCGGCCCAUCGGCGCCGGUUCCUAAGCACGAGGCAUCAGCAUCGACAUGAGGAUGAGCAUGAGCAUGAGCAUCACUACGAAAUACUUCUAUCAAGGUACCUACUCAGUACUAGUAGUUCACCUAGGUACGGUACCAUAGCAUCGAGCUGCGCAAGUAGAGUCGCGGCCCCGCACGCACGUAACAACAGCAAUAUAUCCGGUCUGC
This is a messenger RNA of Parathielavia appendiculata, 1950 nucleotides long. RefSeq lists its product as uncharacterized. The transcript is spliced from 2 exons. The record is from RefSeq and is a predicted model, not a curated record. Lineage: Eukaryota; Fungi; Ascomycota; Sordariomycetes; Sordariales; Chaetomiaceae. Bases 491 to 1795 code for a protein of 434 amino acids.